Messenger RNA from Salvia miltiorrhiza (redroot sage), 1096 nucleotides. Its product is annotated as protein SMALL AUXIN UP-REGULATED RNA 51-like. Lineage: Eukaryota; Viridiplantae; Streptophyta; Magnoliopsida; Lamiales; Lamiaceae. Bases 248 to 736 code for a protein of 162 amino acids. Gene Ontology annotation, biological process: response to auxin. The transcript has 2 exons. The record is from RefSeq and is a predicted model, not a curated record.
UAUCUCAAAUUCUUCAUAAUUAUUUAAUCCACAAUAAUAAUACUAUUAUUAUUUUAAAAAGGGAAAAGGGAGGGGCAGGGAAUAAGGGAUAUCAUAGUAAAUUCAAGGCAGGGCUAGUUUAGUCAUUUGAUAACUGUAUCAUCACAACUUAAUUUAGGACUCUUCCACUGCAACUCUUCUUCCCCUCUUCACUUCUCAUCGAUUCUCUUUCUCUCUCUAAAACUCAAAUAUUAUACCAAUCGUGAAAAUGGCCGCAGCGAUAAAAAAGGUGAACAUGAUCACCCAAAUCGUGCGGCUAAGACAGGUUGUGCAGCGCUGGAAAACCAAGAGCCUCUCGCGCCACUCCCUCUCGUCGUCCUCCUCCGAUUCGGACGAAUCCGGCGGCAGCCCCAAGUGCCGGACCCCUUCCGGCUCGCUGGCCGUCUACGUCGGACCGGAGCGCAGCCGUUUCGUCAUCCCGACGCGGUUCCUCAAUUUCCCGGUUUUCGUCACCCUCCUAGACCAGGCGGAGGAGGAGUUCGGCUUCCAAACCACCGGCGGCCUGGUUCUCCCCUGCGAACCCGGUUUCUUCUCCGAAAUCCUCAGCUUCCUCGACGACGACGAGGAGCGGUUCCGCGGCCUGAGCCUCGACGAGUUCAUCAACAUUGUCACUGACGUGAGCUCGGACCACUUGUCCUGUAAAGAAUCGUCUUCCUCCUUCGCCUUCGCUCCGCUGUUACACAAAACUAGGGUUUGAAGCUCUCAAAUUGAUCUCCAUUUUUUUCUGAUUGGACUAGUUCUUCAUCCCCUACUUUUAGGGAUUUGGACGAAACGGUGUUGUUUAGAUUUUUUUUUAUAUAGUCUUAUUAAUAUAUACAUCCUUGAGGCCAGAGUUUUAGUUGUGGAUUGCUGGCAACUCAAUGAGAUGUCUGAUUUUUCUACUCUUUUUUUUUUUCCUCUCAUAAUUUGAGUUUCUAAUGCAGAUUGUUUUCUGUAAGAUUGUGAUUGACAUGAUGAUGGAAAAUGUAGUUUGUGGUAAUAGAAAAAUCUGAUCUUGUGAUUGAUGUAUGAAAUUAGAAAAUAUAAAUCUUUAGCAUGUUGAUCGAUUCUGAGCAAA